AUGUUUUCCAAUAUCAUGCAACAACCAAUUAAAUCACUUUUCUCUUCCCAGUCCACUGAAGGAGAAAAAACAGUUCAAGAAGAUAAAACGGAUGAUGAUGAUAUUAUAGUAUCUUUUACAGAAAUUCUGUUUGAUCCUGAGGAAGAUAAUAUACCUGAUAACAUGCUCAAGUUAGGGAAACAAUUCAAAAAUCUCAAUCAUAAGCUAAAUUUUUUGUUACAAAUUCAGGCUGAUACAGGAGGUCGAAACUCAGUUUCUGGAGUGGAAGUGGAUAUUUUUCUCAAGUCACAAGAGCAUCGUCUCAAGAUUGCUAUGGAACAAAUUCAGAAACAACAUGUUGUGCGUUUAAAGCAUCAUGUUCAAAAUUUCCAAUAUGAGGUGACAAAGCUUUGUGAUGUUGCAAAAGAACGUUAUGAAAUUUUUGUUGAGCAAGUCAAGAAGGUGGAGGAUUCUGUUGAUGCCAUUGUUGAGGCCAUAAAGAAGCUUGUGGAGUAUAACACUUUAUUUUCAACCAAGCUCGAAGCCACAACAAAAACAGAUUCUAAGGUGUUUGAAAAGAUGGAGGAGUUUCUAGGAAGCUUAAAAGAAUAUUUUUCGAAGCUUGAUCUUUCUCAACAAUCAGCUGUCUCUCAGGAGUCUAUCUCGAAGUUGAUUUCUUCUAUCGAAUCCAACAUAAAGACUAAGAUUGAACCCAUUAUGAUGUUGGUACUUUUAUUGCCAACGAAUUCCCUAGCUAUGAAACAUGUGGUGCAAGGGGGGAUGGGGGUUGGAUCUUUGAAAGAUCCUGAUCAAGCAAAAGUUGUAGGGAAGGUGAUGUCAACUCAAAUUCCCACAUCACUUCCUAUUUCUCUAAUAACCACUUCUACUACAACAACUUCGAGACCAAUAACAAAAGGCAUUUUCAUUACAAAAAGUGUUGGGGGAUCAAGUUCAAGUUUGAAACCACCUCCUACAAAAUAUAAUAAAGGUGAUAAAGGGUAG
Molecule: messenger RNA, 981 nt
Organism: Lactuca saligna
Lineage: Eukaryota; Viridiplantae; Streptophyta; Magnoliopsida; Asterales; Asteraceae
Source: the annotation of a GenBank genome assembly